GAUGGUUAAUAAAUGUGCCAGAUCCGCCCGGCACAUUUACUGUUACACAUUGUCAGUUCAUUUAGAGUUAAACAAAGCAGAUGACAAGUCAGCAAUCAGUUUUUAGGAAAUAAGAGGCGACUGAAGCGCUGCCCCGGCCUACCUUCAUCAUCAGUAGGUUCACUUCCAGCCUGCCUCUCCGUAAUUGUUUUACUUUCACCUGAUUGGACAGACCAUCUCUAAUGACAACCUACUGAAGCUUCUGAUUGGAUACUGUUAAAUGACGUUGCACGUAUAACACCGGAAAAGCCCGUCUCAAAGUUCUGCGCGGAAACCAAGAAGUAAUGAAACGAGAUGGCUGAAAACGGCUCAAAGUCUAAACUGAAACGGAAGAGGAGUUCAGCGGAGGAGCCGAAGUCUGGACUCGGUUCCCUAGGAACAGCGGAGAGGAGCGGCGCAGCUCCGCUGUCCAGAGACGGAGCAGCACAUCCUGACAGGUGUCGGCCGCCUGCAGCAGCAGCAGCGUGGUGGAACAUGUCGCAGCCCCCCGCUGUGGAGAGCCUGUGGGCGUUCACACUGAUGUCUGCUCUGCCGCACCUGCAGAACCAGCUCUGGGACCCGGUUCCUGAUCUUCCCCUUCCUCCUGCUGCGAGACCUGCCACACCAAAGGUAGAGGAGCAGUGGACGUAUGAUCUCUUCAGUGAUGCUCCUCCCUUUCCAGAAGACGGCCCACUCACCCCGGGGCUUCCAUCAGACCCAGACCGUCAGAGAGCAUCUUCUCCCCAGGAGAUUUCCCCAGUCCAGACCAGGCCUUCUGGAAAGACAUCUGACAAAGGGCCGCCAUCUGACAGCAGACAGAGUCCUGAACAGCGAGCUGAACCUCCCAGAGCCCUCAGCAGGAUUCAAAAUUGGGAGAAGGCGGCUCCGUCUUCAGCAGGAGAGCCGAGGAUCGGAGGAGAACAAGAACAGUGGAGCGGACGGCUUCUAGCCGAGUCGCUGAAGGUUUCCAACCCAUCGGUUUCUCCAGGAGGCGAGGAGGAGGAGCAGAGCGCUAGCAAACAUGAAGAAGGAGCUCUGCAGAGCUGCCCCAUGUGCCUUCAUGUGUUCCCUUCUGGGUUCACGCAGAUGGAGCGGGACGGCCACCUGGCCCAGUGUCUCUCUGAGCUGAGCGUGGACAUGACCUGGUGAGGCGACAGGAAGCUGGCGGCCGUCCCGGGGCUUCAGGCAGCCAGAUGCCCUGACACACUCCAGGACCCGGUCAGCUGGAAGAGGGCGUGGUCAGGUUAUUUACUCCACUGACGCAGACUCAACACUCAGGGUCAGAGCUGGGGGAAAGUUGGAGGGCUUUGAAUUGAACUGAGAUUCUGAUGGGGGACGGUGGAAAACUUGCUCCUUGUGGUUCAGACAGCUGCUGAGUGUAGCCGUUUGUUCUUCUCUAAAGGACUUUUGGAAAAGAAACGUUGGCCUUAGCCGCACCUUUCAGCUUUUUGACCCACUUAGAGCCGUUUCAGGAAACAUAAUUAUCUGCAUUGAAAUCCGAGCUCAGGGAAAGCAGCUGAAAAGUCCUUCAGGCUCAGCGCCUGUAUCUGAUUGGCCUGUAAAGCCAAGGAGAUGAGGCUCUUGUUCUAUUAUUGGAUAAAUUCGUGUUCCACAUGUCAGAUCUGUAAAACUGGAGAUUUUCAACCUCAGUUUUACGCCUCCAUUUUAAAAAAAUCGUUUUUUAAAAGAGAAAUUUAAAAGAUGUGAUUUUUGUUCUUGAACCUGUAAUUGCAGUCUUAUAAAUGCAUUUUUCCAAUUUUCA
Messenger RNA from Poecilia latipinna (sailfin molly), 1780 nucleotides. Its product is annotated as FA core complex associated protein 20. Lineage: Eukaryota; Metazoa; Chordata; Actinopteri; Cyprinodontiformes; Poeciliidae. Bases 334 to 1167 code for a protein of 277 amino acids. Gene Ontology annotation, molecular function: ubiquitin binding. The transcript has 4 exons. Gene Ontology annotation, cellular component: Fanconi anaemia nuclear complex. The record is from RefSeq and is a predicted model, not a curated record.